GCAGAAGAUAGUUUCCUGAGCGCAGUCAGAGGCGGGACUGUCUGCUCAGCUGCUGAGAAUUCACUUUCAAAAUGGGCUGAAUGUCGGACUGGCCCUUCCUGCCCCUUUUUUUUGAUCAGGAUGAAUCGCAAGUGGGGAAUCGGAGGGGUGCUGAUGGUGUUUACCUGCUGGGCUGCUUAUGGGCAGCUCGAUCCCAAUGCGGCCCCAGACUUUGUGCGGAAGGAAGGGAAGAUGAAUGUGCUCUUUAUUAUUGCUGAUGAUCUGCGCACCAGUCUGGGAUGUUAUGGUGAUCCGAUAGUGAAGUCACCAAACAUCGAUCAACUUGCCUCCAAGAGUAUUGUUUUCAAAAAUGCAUUCGCCCAACAAGCGUUGUGUGGGCCCAGCAGGACAUCAUUUUUAACGAGUCGUAGACCUGACACCACCCGACUUUUUGAUCACGAUUCCUAUUGGAGAGUUCAAGCUGGGAACUACACCACACUUCCUCAAUAUUUGAAGAUGCAUGGCUACUUAACCUUGUCAGUGGGAAAAGUCUUUCAUCCAGGGAUCGUGUCCAAUCAUACUGAUGAUUAUCCUUAUAGCUGGUCCAUCCCUCCAUUUCAUCCUUCAACACAGAAAUAUAAAAACGCUAAGGUUUGCAAAGGGCCAGAUGGUCAAAAACAUGCAAAUUUAGUUUGCCCAGUGGAUGUGGAGGAAAUGCGAGAACACACGCUGCCUGAUAUUCAGAGCACCGAAGAGGCAAUCCGGUUGUUGAAAAAGUUGAAAGGCACAGAAAACCCUUUCCUUCUGGCUGUCGGUUACCAUAAGCCGCACAUUCCACUGAAAUAUCCCCAGGAAUUUUUGAAAUUGUAUCCACGUGAUAAAAUACCCUUGGCACUUGAUCCCAAAAUCCCACCGAAAUUACCACCAGUGGCAUAUAAUCCGUGGACUGAUCUGAGAAAAAGAGAUGAUGUGAUGGCUCUCAAUUUAAGUUUUCCAUAUGGACCCAUUCCUGAUGACUUUCAAGUGUUGAUUCGCCAGAGUUAUUUCGCUGCAGUCUCCUACAUGGACACUCAAGUGGGUCAACUGCUGAACGCACUGGAUGAGCAGGAACUGGCCAAUAACACAAUCAUUAUCUUCACUGCUGACCACGGUUGGUCGCUAGGGGAACAUGGUGAAUGGGCUAAGUACAGCAAUUUUGACGUAGCCACCCGAGUCCCUUUGAUGUUUUACGUCCCAGGAAAGACUGCGGCUUUUCCCCAUCCAGGUCAAAGGAUGUUUCCUUUUAUUAACUCCUUCACUGACGAAGUCAGGAGUCUGCCUCCAGGGUUGAUGAAGGAUGUCAAUGUGGAAUUGGUGGACCUCUUCCCAACACUCUGUGAAAUCCUCAAACUACCUCAGCCUCCAGCGUGCCCACCAUCUUCCUUUCAUGUUGAUCUGUGUACCGAGGGGAAUAGUGUGGCUUAUUAUUUAAACCCCAAUGCCUCAAGUCGGAAACGGCAACGGUUUGUCUACAGCCAGUAUCCCCGGCCAGCGGACAAACCACAGAUGAACUCUGACCUCCCUUUGCUGAAGGACAUUCACAUCAUGGGAUACUCUAUCCGUUGUGAUGGGUACAGGUACACAGAGUGGGUUGGUUAUAAUGCAUCCACGUUCAGUGCCAAUUUUAGUGCCAUUCAUGCUGGAGAGCUCUAUCUACAUAAAACAGACCCAGGAGAGGAUAGCAACUUGUACAACAACAUUGCAUUUGUUGAAGUGGUGCAGAAACUUUCAGCCUUGCUUAAGAAAUGAGAAUUUCCACGUUAUUUUCUCCACACAUGAUUUUGUAUUAUAUUUUUAUCGAGAAUGACCUGCCUAGAUCUUAGAACUGCCGUGUUUGUUUUUGCCUGCUAUACUUCAUUUUAUAAAGAAACCGUUGGCAUAUAGUACUACUUUUAAUUAGCUAAUGUUUGCAGACAUCAUUUUAUGCCCUUGAUAUAUUUAUUAUCACGUGUAUUUUGUUACAAUUUUGGACAGUGUUGUCACUCUGUGGUGCCAUCUUAAAACACAGAAAAAAGAACCAAAACAUUGAAUAUAAAGGCAGAAAAAUAAAGAAAAUAAAGAAAAAGUGUUCAACAGGCUGUAACAGUUGCUCCUUUUUUGAGGUAUUUUAGGUUUUGAGGGGAUUUCCUCGAAUUCCAGGAGCAGCAAUUCUUGUUUUAUAUGCUGUUGUAUUGUUUUGGAAUUUUGCGGAAAAAAAAGUCAAAACAACCGCAGUUCUAAAAGGGAGAAGAACAGACAAAGGAAGCACAUGGUGAGGACAGUGCAGGAGAGAGAGAGAGAAAGAAAGUUACACCACAGUGAACCUGCACAGUUACUGCCUUUGCUGUUUGACAUCGGAGUGCAUUUGGGAAAAUGAACAAACAGUGAAAAUCACAACUGAAUUUGGAGGAACUGUUUGGAUGAAGUCACAGCACAGAAACAGAUAAGUGAAUUGUUUUAAGUUUGGCCUACAGAAAGUCUGCAGUAGUAA
Messenger RNA from Hemiscyllium ocellatum (epaulette shark), 2488 nucleotides. RefSeq names its product iduronate 2-sulfatase (gene ids). Gene Ontology annotation, molecular function: iduronate-2-sulfatase activity. Lineage: Eukaryota; Metazoa; Chordata; Chondrichthyes; Orectolobiformes; Hemiscylliidae. Bases 121 to 1767 code for a protein of 548 amino acids. The record is from RefSeq and is a predicted model, not a curated record. The transcript is spliced from 9 exons.